Messenger RNA from Erythranthe guttata (spotted monkey flower), 435 nucleotides. The record is from RefSeq and is a predicted model, not a curated record. Lineage: Eukaryota; Viridiplantae; Streptophyta; Magnoliopsida; Lamiales; Phrymaceae.
CUAUAUUCAUGACUUUGUUAUAAAUUCAAGCAUGAACAAUUAAUAUAUACAUGCAGGUACAUGUAUGCAGCAGCAAUAGAGAACUAUCCAAAGAUGGUUGGUGUGGUGAAGUUAGAUUUGUCACUAUGUGAGGAAUAUUCGGGCGACUCUGCGGUGGUGGCCAGCCGGAUUUACGGGCCUGGAUGCUACGGGAGCGAACCAAUAUUUGUCGCGAGAGAGGCAAACAAUCCGACGGCGGAGGAAGACGAUGGUUAUUUGUUGGUUUAUGUACAUGAUGAGAAUACUAAAGAAUCGAAGUUCAUUGUAAUGAACGCAAAGUCGCCAAGCCUUGAAGUUAUUGCUGCUGUUAAGCUACCUGGGAGGGUGCCCCAUGGCUUCCAUACUACAUUUGUGAGCAAAGUUGAUCUCCUUAUUCCUUAAACUUUUGAGGUUCUU